This is a messenger RNA of Lodderomyces beijingensis, 504 nucleotides long. The record is from the annotation of a GenBank genome assembly. Lineage: Eukaryota; Fungi; Ascomycota; Pichiomycetes; Serinales; Debaryomycetaceae.
AUGCACAGGAAUGUACCAGAUGAAGCCGCCACAAUCAGCACAUUGAAACAAGAAGUCCAACGCUUACAAAACAUAAUUAAAAGUUAUCAAAACCCCAUGAAUGCAGACCCUAAAAAAGACGUUCCAUUUGGAAUCAUCAACAACCCGGAACCACCAUCGCGGCCACCACCACAACCGAAGCGAAACUUACAUUCCUUGCACAAGAUUGUAACGGACGUGGGCCUCACGCCCGAGAUGGUGACGCAAUCAUUCGAAAAGGACAAAUUUGAACCGUGGCCCCGCCACGAACUUGAUAUCUUAGUUGCUGCCGUCAACUACAUAUUCCACAAAACCAUGAAUUUCAGAUGGACCAUGAAGGGUCAAUAUCCGGAGUAUGAGUUGAAUGUGAGGAGUUGUUUCCGUUUGGUAACUGAUGAAGCAUGGGACGCAUUCAUUGUGAAAAUUCGUGGCGUGUUGGAGCGAAAGGGGAUCCAGUUGCCGUUAAAAAAACCGAGGUCAAUCUGA